This is a messenger RNA of Amoebophrya sp. A120, 189 nucleotides long. Lineage: Eukaryota; Dinophyceae; Syndiniales; Amoebophryaceae. The record is from the annotation of a GenBank genome assembly.
GACGAUCUUUGGAGAAAGGCAAGACCCCCAGCACCGGCGGAAAAAAUCCACUGCGGUGCCGUCCAAAGCCAGCCGAAAUUUCAAUUUUCGGUACCAGCGAAGCAAUGAGCAAGUGCUGCUGCAGCACACAAAGGAUUACGAUCCCGUCCGGCUGGUCGACUCCGAUGUCCACAGCUGCCCCGUGCCGUG